UUUGUUUUACAUAAAAUUUUGUGUUUUACGUAGACUUAAGUAAAUAAAAUGGGCGGUUGCAGUGCAAUAAAUUGUAAAAAUAGGAGUGAAGCCGGGUAUCAAACGUUUCGCUUUUCAAAAGAAGGCGAAAGAAGAAAGAAAUGGCUUAUAAACUGUCGGCGUAACAAAUGGAUACCUUCCUCAAAUUCAAGAUUAUGCGAGAUUCACUUUGAAAGCUUUCAAUUUGAACAGAAUAGGCAAGAUGGGAUAAAAAAAUUAAAACCGAAUGCUAUACCAAUAUUAUUUAAUGUACCAAAUCCGCCAAAAAUGAUUAACAAUAUAAAACAAAAAAGGAGUGCCGAUCCUAUUUGCAUGAAAUUUCCUUUGAUACUACAAUACAAUUCAAGUAUUUCUUGCUCUGACGAAAAUGGUGCUCACUCCAAUUCUAUUUCUACAAAUAAUUCAAAUGGUCCUAAUAUCUCAAAAAAUUACGGAAUAAAGUAUAAAUCAAGAUCCACUCUUCUUGAAGUGAGUAGUUCAUCAAAUUCAUAUACUAUUGGAGUACCUGAAAAAGAAAAUGUUAAAGCAUCAGUUAAGCCACAGUUCAACUGUAAUUGCAAUAUGUUUCAGCAAGAAAAUAUGCAAUUAAAACAGGAACUAAAUAAGGCCAAAGAAAUUUAAAAAAUAUGUUUCUCUGAAGAACAAGUUAAAGCACUGCAAAGCGGUACAAAAAUAAAAUGGAGUAAUGAGGCUAUAUCACAAGCUUUAAGAAUGCAUUUUGCUCUCGGACUUCAUGGAUAUAAUUAUUUAAGAUUAAAUUGCAAAUAUCCACUUCCUCAUUAUUUUACUGUGACGCGAAGAAUUGCAAAUAUUAAGAUCGACUUCGGAAUUUUUUAUGAUUUGUUAGAUCCUUUGAAAUCUAAAAUUGAUGGGUUACAUCCUAAUGCUAAAGAUUGUAUAGUUUCAAUAGACGAACUAAAAAUAAGUGGAAAAUUAAGUUAUGACAAAUGUGAAAAAAAAAUGUACGGUAAAAUCACAUUACCUUCAACUGCAA
Molecule: messenger RNA, 1033 nt
Organism: Solenopsis invicta (red fire ant)
Lineage: Eukaryota; Metazoa; Arthropoda; Insecta; Hymenoptera; Formicidae
Product: THAP domain-containing protein 5-like
Exons: 5
Coding region: 49-660 (203 amino acids)
Source: RefSeq, a predicted model, not a curated record